AUGGUGCAGACGGAGCCCAACUUGCUGCUGACGCUGAAGCAUGUCGCACGCUGUGGCGCAGUGCUGUCAUGCGAGGCCGUGGCGGCGCUCGACCACUCGCUCCCGAUCAAGCGGGCCGAGGCGGGCGUGAGGAGCUUGAAUGUCUGGGGUCGCAUCACAACCCGCAGCGGCAAGGACUACUUGAUCGCGGAGGGCGGCUGCGACACGGCGCGCGUGUACGGCACCCAGGUCACGUUUGAGCCCAAGAUUUUCUUCAGCCAGGACGGGAUCAAGUGGGCCGACCUGCCGCGUCUUGAGCCCGAGGCCGCGGCGCGCGCGGUGCGCAUCCGCACCAUGCUCACGGGGGACCCCGCAUUCCAGCACAACGCCGCAGAGGCCGACCCUGCCGCGGCCGCGGACGACGCGGGGGGCGGCGAGGGGGCCGCGGGCCCGAGGGUCGCCGUGACGGAGGCGCAGCGGCUGCGCGGCAUGGUGGACGCGAUCAACGAGCUGGCGGCUGUGCAGCCCGUGGGCUGCUGCGUGGCCAACGCCCACAACCAGCUGGUGACCAACAAGCUGUUCAGCGGCCUGGAGCACCCGGGCAAGCUGGAGUCGUUCCAGCACAGGCGAGCGCUGCAGCCGGACGCGUCGCUGGCGCAGGACGUGCGGGGCGGCUGGUCCGUUGCGGCCGACGCGUUCAAGGGGGUCACGCUGCUGCGCAGCCUGCUGUACCCCGGCUACUUCUUCUACUACGACAACAGGGGCCUCACCUGGGGCGGGUUCUACUCGGGGGACGGCCUGCGCAACAACGACCUCGCGUUCAUGCUGUGA
Molecule: messenger RNA, 810 nt
Organism: Monoraphidium neglectum
Lineage: Eukaryota; Viridiplantae; Chlorophyta; Chlorophyceae; Sphaeropleales; Selenastraceae
Product: radial spoke protein 9
Exons: 8
Coding region: 1-810 (269 amino acids)
Biological process (GO): cilium movement involved in cell motility; axoneme assembly; motile cilium assembly
Cellular component (GO): axoneme
Source: RefSeq, a predicted model, not a curated record